GGCCCACGCUACGGGCGUGGGCGGAGCAUGGAGGCGGGGCCGAUAGGUCGGGGGUGGGGCGCAAAGAUAAGACGGCUUUCGGCUAAGGGCUUGGGCCCAGGCCAGGUGCAGGGGGCGGGCGGGGCGGGGCUCUGCUUGGGGGUGUGGCCUGGGCAGGGGGCGGGUUUGAGGGUUUUAAGCCAGGCUUUUCCGGGUUUUUACCUUUGCUUCCCCCAUCCGGGAGUCCGGUGCCGCUGAGCUCCUGCACAGUUCGUCCUGCCCCGGAGGAGGUGCCAGGAAAGAGAGCCCGAACCCCCUGACGCCAGACCCCUUUUCCCUUCCAGCUCGGCCUUCUGGGACCCCCGGCCAGGGAGCAGGGAGCAUGGAGGAGUGUGUAGAGGACGCUGCGCUGGAGCCCUGCAGGUGGCCCCCCCAGGCCGCAGUGACGUUCCAGGAUGUGGCCGUGGACUUCACGCGGGAGGAGUGGAGGCUGCUGGAGCCUCCCCAGAAGGAGCUGUACUGGGAGGUGAUGCUGGAGAACUACAGGAACCUGGUGUGCCUGGGCCUUGCUGAUUCCCGUCAGGAUGUGAGGAUCUCUGUGCUGGAGUCAGAGGAACCACAGUGGAUUCCAACCGGUGGUGUUCUAAGAAGCUGCUGGCCAGGUUGGGACACUAGGCCUCAGACCAAGGAGUCAGCUCCCAAGAUGAGUAUUUCGGUGAAAGUCUUGACCCCGGAAACGUUCUUGGAGGAUGUUCCAAGUAUCUACAAGAUGGAGAAGAUCUGGGAGUGUAAUGGCAGUUUUAAGAAGAAGCAGAGAAUUGAGGGGAAACCUUCUACACGACUAAAAACAAUCCAAGCAGUACCUCCCAAGGAGGCUGGAGGUUCUGAAUAUAGUAAAUACAGUCAGACCUCUAGCCCAGAGCCAGACCUUUUUCCACAGCAGGGAGUAUCUGUAGUUAUGCAGUGCCAGAAAGGAGAUAAGCAGAGAGGGAGUUCCACCAUGCAUUCAAACCGAGGACAGUAUAAUCAAGUCUAUUCCAGGAAGAAAUAUCCUAAGGUUAAGAAAUGUCAGAAUGUGUUGGGUCAUGAAAGGGGGAAUUCUUUCCUUCAAAAUAAUGAACUUUGUCCACGCCAGAGAACUGAUAGAAAAGGAAAAUGUACUGAAUUGACUAAACGUGGGAAGACGGAUCUUGCUAAACGCUCUCAUCUUCAGAGUUCAGAGAGAUGGUAUAAAUGCAAUGAAUGUGGAAAGGCCUUCCGAUAUGAGGUUUCUCUUAAAGUACAUUACAGAAUUCAUACCGGAGAGAAACCUUUUGAAUGCAGUGAAUGUGGUAGGGCUUUCUGCCAGAGGAUAGAUCUUAUUCGCCAUAUUAGGAUUCAUACUGGAGAGAAACCUUUUAAAUGCUGUGAUUGUGGGAAAGCCUUUUCUAGGAGCACAAGCCUAACUUUACAUCAGAGAACUCAUACUGGAGAGAAACCUUAUGAAUGCAAUGUAUGUGGGAAGACAUUCCGUUCAAGCUCUCACCUUUCAGGACACCGGAAAAGUACUCAUGAAGGAAUAAGACUUCAUGAAUGCAAUGUAUGUGGGAAAGCAUUCUCUCGGAAGUAUGAUCUUACUAAUCACAGUAGAAUUCAUACUGGCGAGAGACCCUAUGAAUGCAGUGGAUGUGGAAAGACCUUCUGCCUGAAGUCAAGUUUUACAUUUCACUUUAGAAGUCAUACUGGAGAGAAACCUUUCAAAUGCAGUGAAUGUGGAAAGGCUUUUUAUAGAAAGCUAGAUUUUAUCAACCAUAAUAGGACUCAUACUGGAGAACAGCCUAUUCAGUGCAUGUUUUCCCUUGGAGAAAUUCACUGACUGAACAUCAGAGAAUUCAUACUGGAGUGAAACCUUAUGAAUGAAAAUAUUUUGGGAAAGUCUUCCCCAGAAACUGAGCAGUAACUCCAAAUCUCGGAGUUCAUACUGGAGAAAAACCCUGUGCAUGCAGUGAAUCUAGAAAGGCCUGCUUCCAAAAUAAAAAUCUUUUAUUGUGUGAAAGAAAGAUAUAUUCCAAAAAAGAACUCUUAGGAAUGUAAUUAAUGUGGAAAGGCAUCCCUCUGAUUACAGCUCUUUCCUCAACAUAAAAGAAUCUUGAUGGGAGAGAACCUUAUUAAUAUAAUCACUGAAGCAAUACUUUGUCUGGAAGGGAUUCCUUGAUCAAUUUCCUUCAUAUUGGAAAGAAACCAAACAAAUAUGAUGCCUGUGGAAAGCCCUUCUGUUAAUGAUGGUGAACCAAUUCUCCUCAUUAGAAGAGCCCUUGUCUAGAGAUGCCAAGAAGGCAUAUACUUUCUCAAGUAUCCAGAAUGUUAGCCAAAACUAAUCUUUAAUGUCGAGCACUGAACUUCCUAAAUAUCAUACUUCCAGCAAGAUAGACAAAUAGAGGAGAGACUAUAGAACAGUUUGGUAGAUUUGUUUAGAACAAUUUAGUGCUGCUUAAGUAGUUCUGAAGAAUUUAGCAGCAGCUUGGAAAGUGGUCAGCAAUUAAAGAGCCUUUGGAAUUUGUGCUGAAUUCUGUUCCACCCUACUCCCGUGUGGGUGUUUAAUAUUUAAUAACUAAGUGCCAUAUUUUAAAAGUUUUAUUAAUAAUAACUAAGGCAAAAGAACCUCUGACUUCAGCCCAGUCGCAGGUCCAAGGGAGAGAAAGAGGGUAGAGUUACAACUACUUAAAUAAAAUCAUGCAAAAUGUUGGGAUGCAGGAAAAUGGAAUUUUGGGAAAUACUGUGAAGAUUGGAUUUAGCUCUCCCCUGAUUGUAACAAUGAAGUACUUAGCUCUUCCUUUAUUGGGAAGAUGGAAUUGUAAUCCACAAUCUGUUUUUAGAUUUUAAUCCCCAAAAAGGUGGUAACUCAGUAUUUUAAGUAGAUCUGCCCAUUUUAACUACAAAAAGGUGUUAAGUAACUACAAAAGGUGAACUGACCAAAAAAUGUGUUAAGUAACCCAAAAGGUAUAAUAUAACCAAAGAAGGUGUGAACUAAAGAGUGGGCAGUCCUGGAGAAAAUCGUCUGCUGUGAUUGUUAGAUGUGAAAUUUAGGGGAGGUGACACAAGAGAAAAAGAUCUUUUAAAAGAUGACCAGAGGCCAGAAGAAGAUAUAUUCGAUUCGAAGAGAUUGACAAUCUCUCUGACUCAGUGUUGGACUUGAGGAACUGGACCCUUGGAGGAACUUGUGUAGGAGACCUCAUUCUGCUUUACCAUUUUAGAUAGUCGCCAUUGGUGAGUGAAAGGCUGACUUAGUGAACCUACCUUUCUGGAGGGGUGAAGCCUCCAGGAAAAGCCCAUCAUCUUGAGACUCUCUUUCCCUGGCUGGGGCUUAGAAUUUCUAACUGGUAUUAGAGGAAGCCAGAGCUCUAUCUCCUCUCUCAUUCCUUAAUAUCUUCCCUCUAUUGUAAACAUAACUACCUUUAGUCAUUCAUUUUGGGAUUUAGAAAUUAAAUCCCUGGCAACCACCUAUAAAAUAUUCAGAGUCCAACCACAAAAAAUUUUAACAAUUCUAAAGGACUUCUGGGGGAUGAUGUCCAAUGACUCAAAAUCUCCAUUUAUACAUAUUCCCUCUGUGAUCAUAUUGGGAAACCAGUUUCCCCAAAAGGCUCAUGAAAAGAAUCAACUUAAAGAUUGCAACAAUUUGUGAAUAAAAGGAAAAGAGAACAAAACCAAUGAUUACUAGGUUGACAAAAAGCCAAUUUGGGGCAGUCCCUUUUGGCAUUCAGAAGAAAAGGCAUUUCAAGCCCUCAUAGUUCAAUUCACAUCCCAGAGUUCACUCUAGAUCUUUUGGUGCAGCAUGUGGUCUCUGCAGGCAUCUACAUGGUGCUUUCUGGAUUCUGGGAGGUAGCAAGUUUCUUAUCCUAAAAUUGCUCAAAUGUAAAUCAAAGUUCACAACAAUAACUUGGUCCCCCUGAGGUGAAUAAUGAUGAACAAAGGGAUCACUCGGGGAUGUGUGGCUGAGUCAUGAGGUAUAUGAAUCAAGUUGCAAAAGAAAAUCAAAAACGUGAAAAAAAUCUAAAUAAAAGAGAAACAUAACUUGUGGAUGAAAUAUAAAAUAUAAAAGUUAUAUGUCUAAAAGAAAACUAAGUAAAGGAAAAACAAAUCUAUAACAGGUCCUUGAAUCAGGGCCCAAUUAAAAUGAUUUAAGCAAUUAUGCAUUUACCCAGUCAGUAGCCAGGGCUACAGAAAGUUUGCCACAUCAUGAAAGGGAACUAGAUUAUAGGAGCCAAAUUUGAGAUACUUGAAUGUGGGACAAGGAAGACCUGCCUUUAACACAUGUUAAACAGCCACAACCUUGAACCCCAAACAAGUUCAAGUCCUCUUGUCAUGGCUCAAACUUUUCAUCAACCCCACUGGGAUCUGGUCUCUUUGCCCUUGUGCUCCAUAGGCACUAUGCAGUUGCUCUGUGCUUCUUUAGCACUGUACAGUGGCUUUUUUUGUAUUCUCUUAUCCUGGAAUCAGAAUCAUUAAGCAAAGUCCCAUAAUAUUUUUUUAACAAUCAAGGGCAUUUUUAUAAUCUAAAGCUUUUUGGAUAUGCAUUAAUAUUAGAACAAAUGUAUUUAAAACAUUACUGCAAAGUAAAAAAAAUUAAAUAUCUCAGUACUGUUGACGUGCUUCAAAUACAAAAAGGAGAAAAAUACUCAUAUGCUAUAUUGCACAUGCAAGGGAAAAAAUCAAAGUUUUUUUUUUUUUUAAGUUUUGAAAAUAAAAAAUAUAGCUUGAAAUCAG
Monodelphis domestica (gray short-tailed opossum) is the source of this 4722-nucleotide messenger RNA. RefSeq names its product zinc finger protein 10-like. Gene Ontology annotation, biological process: negative regulation of transcription by RNA polymerase II; regulation of cytokine production; regulation of immune system process. Gene Ontology annotation, molecular function: DNA-binding transcription repressor activity, RNA polymerase II-specific; RNA polymerase II cis-regulatory region sequence-specific DNA binding. NCBI's taxonomy places the organism in Eukaryota, Metazoa, Chordata, Mammalia, Didelphimorphia, Didelphidae. Gene Ontology annotation, cellular component: nucleoplasm. The record is from RefSeq and is a predicted model, not a curated record.